AUGUGCGGACCCGAGUACAAUGGCGACAAAAAAAUCACGCUCACUUGUCAAGGACGAGACCCCUGGAUGGACCAUGGCCGUGUUCCCUCUUCUAUUUCCAUUCGCUCGGCUUCCUGCUCAGAACAAAUUGCCAGGUGGCGUGUGCGUGGCGUCUGGCUUCAGGUGAGCUUGGCCUUUCUUGUCCAGAAAUCGCAAGGCUGCGUCGUGCGGCGCGCGGGCGCCCACGGCAUCUGGCCCUCCUUGUCGCACAACAUAUCGGGUACCUUGGCUAUAUGUUACACUUUGCUAAGCUGGCUGAGCUGCAGCCAGAGAGUCAUUUCAGUAGUCAACAGGGCUUCCCCGCCUGGGCUGAUUGUUCUGUAG
Cordyceps militaris CM01 is the source of this 363-nucleotide messenger RNA. RefSeq lists its product as uncharacterized. NCBI's taxonomy places the organism in Eukaryota, Fungi, Ascomycota, Sordariomycetes, Hypocreales, Cordycipitaceae. The transcript has a single exon. Bases 1 to 363 code for a protein of 120 amino acids. The record is from RefSeq and is a predicted model, not a curated record.